AUGGGGUUCUCCGAAGGUGAUAUUGAGAAAGGAAAGAAGCUAUUUGUUCAGAGAUGUAGUCAGUGUCACACCGUCGAGAAGGGUGGUCCUCACAAAGUGGGACCCAACUUAAGUGGUCUGUUUGGUCGUAAAACUGGUCAAGCUCCUGGGUAUACCUACACUGCUGCCAAUAUAAGUAAAGGUAUCAUAUGGAAUGAGCAGUCUCUAUUUGAGUAUUUGGAAAAUCCGAAAAAGUUUAUCCCUGGUACGAAGAUGGUCUUUGCUGGUUUAAAGAAAGACACUGAUCGCAAUGAUAUCAUUUCCUACCUUAAAGAAGCAACAAAAUAA
This is a messenger RNA of Schistosoma rodhaini, 327 nucleotides long. The record is from the annotation of a GenBank genome assembly. Lineage: Eukaryota; Metazoa; Platyhelminthes; Trematoda; Strigeidida; Schistosomatidae.